AUGGACCGCAACUUCGAUAUCCCAGAUUCCACAGACUGGGCAGUCACGCCACUCCCUGAAGUCGGCCACUUCGAAUCCGCCUUACGAUGUCAGAUAUGCAAGGACUUCUUCGAUACCCCGGUCAUUACCUCGUGCUGCCAUACGUUUUGCUCCCUGUGUAUACGACGAUGCUUGAGUGCCGAAGGUAGAUGCCCUGUCUGUCGCAGCAACGAUCAGGAGCUCAAGUUGCGCCGAAACUGGGCGGUUGGGGAGUUGGUAGAGUCCUUCAAGGCAGCCAGGCCAUCGAUCUUAGAUUUUGCGAGGAAGAAUACUAUUCGUACAACUCUGGUAUCCCGGCCUGGAUCGGAGGAUAAUGCGGAAGGCCCGGCGUCGAAACGAAGGAGGAUUGACUCUUCUGCGGCGGCAGACAGUGCUUCAACUUCGGAUACUGCGAGGAGAACGAGGUCACAGGCUAGGAAAUCAGAAAACGGUGCAAGAGCAGAAGACGAACCUAUAGUUAUUCAGGAUAGUGCCGAUGACGAGGACUAUGAGCCAGGUAUGAACUUACGAUUUCUCGUCCAAUAUACGUUGGUGGUCAUGGUGGCUGACCGUUACGACAGACGAUGGACUCGUGGCGUGUCCCCCAUAAACUACGCACUUUUCAAAGACAACUCCCUACGAAAGAAGCUCAAAGAGCUUGGUAUCCCAGAUUCGGGCCCGAAACCUAUAUUACAGAAACGACACACGGAAUGGAUGAACCUAUGGAACGCCAACUGUGAUGCUAUAAAUCCUAAAUCUAAACGCGAUCUACUUCGAGAUCUUGAUAUGUGGGAGAGAACUCAGGGUGGCCUGGCAGUCUCGCAGUCUUCAUCCAGGUCCAACUCUUCAAUAAUGAAGAAGGAUUUUGAUGUAUCUGCGUGGUCGGAGACGCAUGAUGACGAUUAUAGAAAACUCAUUGCUAAUGCACGCACAAUGAGAGCCACGCGUGCUGUGGCGCCUAGUGAAGUUGGAGAAGGCCAGUCGAAUGAUAAGGAGGACAGGGAGCAGCAGCCGCCCACCACCAAAGAUCUAGAGCUAGAGGAAACAGGGCAACCGGCCGAGUCGACUGAUCCUAGCAAGCAUGAGCCUGCUGAUCCGGUCAGUGGGAUAGAAACAGAAAGCGCAGACAGGACGGUGCCGGUGGCCCUAGUGGCACCAUAG
Arthroderma uncinatum is the source of this 1179-nucleotide messenger RNA. RefSeq names its product postreplication repair E3 ubiquitin-protein ligase rad18. Gene Ontology annotation, biological process: DNA damage tolerance; protein monoubiquitination. Gene Ontology annotation, molecular function: ubiquitin protein ligase activity; single-stranded DNA binding. The record is from RefSeq and is a predicted model, not a curated record. The transcript is spliced from 2 exons. The coding region runs from base 1 to 1179 and encodes 392 amino acids. Lineage: Eukaryota; Fungi; Ascomycota; Eurotiomycetes; Onygenales; Arthrodermataceae. Gene Ontology annotation, cellular component: Rad6-Rad18 complex; nucleus.